CAAUAUUGUAUUAUACAUUUCACUUUCAAGAAUGUCACGUAACUAUCGCUCUCGUGUCGUGCAAGUAUAUAGAGGUUAAUCAAUAAUGAUAGGGUACCGUGUUUCUAUAUUCGAGUAUACAACUGUUACAUAGAUUUGUUGUAGGGUGUAAACUGCUAAAAACAGAGCUUCUUUGAUCCCCGCAUUAGGAAAAAGCAUAAAGCAGAAAAAUAAAGAUCAGAAAUAUAUAAUUCAUCAAAACGCUCUAUCAUUCCAAUCUCAUUCACAUUCCUUAAUGUCCUCUUCUAUUCUGUAUCAGUGUAACAGCAUAAGGAGUAAAAUCUAGUAGAUUUAAUCAAUGGACGAAGCUGGAGUCUCCAAAUUAACUACAAAAUUGAAGGAAAUAUUUCAAAAGUGGCAAACCAUGACACUAAGUUCAAAAGAAUGUGACAAUCAUUCUGAUAUGAAUCAUAAUGGCAUAUCACCAAUGAUAAAUAAAAGAUUAAACAAUUUAGUUUACUGUGAUUCUGAUGAAGAUAGUUGCAACAAUAGUCCAAAACCACCGCAUGAUGUUCCUAAAGGGUACUUAGCUGUUUAUGUUGGACCAGAACUUCGGAGAUUCAUUAUUCCAACAAGUUACCUUAGUCAUUCUCUUUUCAAAAUGUUGUUGGAAAAAGCUGCUGAUGAAUUUGGUUUUGAUCAGAGUGGUGGACUCACAAUUCCUUGUGAAAUUGAGACUUUUAAAUAUCUUCUUAGUUGCAUGGAGAAUCAUCAUGACAAUGACACCUCCUCUGGAAACACGGGAACUGUGGAAGAGUGAGUAAAUUAAUCUGAUAAUUAUAGAGGUGCAGAUCGUAUAAUGAUGGUUUCAAGUGAGAAGAAAGUUUCCCUUGCUUCCAUCUCUUUGCUUUGAUUUCAUGUGUGAGAAGAAUGAUAGAACAACCAUGUUAGAAAGAUUUCUUUUGAACCUUAAUUUACAACAAUUUGUUGUUACAAUUAUUGUAUUAUUUUAUUUUUAUGAUAUGGUAUGGUAUGGUAUUUAAGAAAAACUGUAUCCAAUAUUGUCCUAAUCCUUGUACUUUUAUUUCUGAAUUCUGUUUACAUAUUCAAAUGGAACAGAACAACAUCAUUUUAAUUAAUGCUUAGUAUACAAUUUUUUUUA
Messenger RNA from Cicer arietinum (chickpea), 1141 nucleotides. RefSeq names its product protein SMALL AUXIN UP-REGULATED RNA 12. Gene Ontology annotation, biological process: response to auxin. NCBI's taxonomy places the organism in Eukaryota, Viridiplantae, Streptophyta, Magnoliopsida, Fabales, Fabaceae. The record is from RefSeq and is a predicted model, not a curated record.